Nothobranchius furzeri (turquoise killifish) is the source of this 1554-nucleotide messenger RNA. RefSeq names its product carbohydrate sulfotransferase 5. Gene Ontology annotation, biological process: carbohydrate metabolic process; N-acetylglucosamine metabolic process; sulfur compound metabolic process. The record is from RefSeq and is a predicted model, not a curated record. Gene Ontology annotation, molecular function: N-acetylglucosamine 6-O-sulfotransferase activity. Lineage: Eukaryota; Metazoa; Chordata; Actinopteri; Cyprinodontiformes; Nothobranchiidae. Gene Ontology annotation, cellular component: trans-Golgi network; Golgi membrane.
UUGUCUUUUUUAGUGGAUCUGUAAAUCCCUUUUCUGCCAAAAGCUCCUGGGCAAGUGGUGUUAACUGACUAAAGCAGGUGUAAAGCCAUGAAUUUUUGCUACAGAGCAAAGCUCAACACCUUUCUUCUGCUGCUGGUACUGCUGGGGGGAGCACUUCUCCUGUUCAACAGCAGGAACCUUCCCCAAAGUCCUCACAACGCUCCCCUCCCAGGAAGAAAAGUUCACGUCUUGUUGCUGUCGUCGUGGCGAUCAGGUUCGUCCUUCCUGGGUCAGGUUUUCAGUCAGCACCCGUCUGUUUUCUAUCUGAUGGAGCCCGGUUGGCACGUGUGGACCAGAGUGCAGAAAUCUGGAGCCCGGCUCCUCCGGAUGGCUGUGAGGGAUUGUCUCCGGAGUCUCUACCAGUGUGACUUCUCAGUGAUGGAUGCCUAUCUCCCAGAAAACCACCGUGUUUCCUCCUUGUUUAUGUGGUACCAGAGUCGAGCUCUGUGCUCGCCGCCCGCCUGUUCUGUCAGAGCCAUCAAUGAAGUUAAGUGUCGUCAGAAAUGUGACGCUCGAGGUCUGCAGAAGGCGGAGCAGGCCUGCAGCACAUACAGUCACGUGGUGUUAAAAGAAACCCGACUGUUUGAGCUGGAGUCCCUUUAUCCUCUUCUGCAAGACCCCAACCUGGAUCUCCGCAUCGUUCAUCUGGUGCGGGACCCGCGGGCCGUGAUGCGGUCAAGAGAGGAGUCCGCUAGAGUCUUAGCAAAAGACACGGCAACAGCUCUGGAACAACAAAACAUACCGAACGUUGAAGCUCAGUUCAAAGUUAUGCAGGAGAUCUGCCGGAGCCACGUUGGCAUUUACGAAAGGGCCAUCCUGAAACCACCUCCAUUCCUAAAAGGCCGCUACAAACUGGUUCGCUAUGAAGACGUGGUACACAACCCACAGAAGGAGGUCAAUGAAAUUUAUGACUUUGUUGGUUUGAAGAUGACUCCAGAGAUGAGUGACUGGAUCUACCAGAAGACCCAUGGAAAAGGAAAAGGGACGGUGAAGGAGGCUUUUCAAGUUGUGUCUAGAAACGCUACCCAGGUCUCUGAGGCGUGGCGCACCAUGCUGCCUCACUUGAAGGUCAAACGUGUUCAGGAAGUGUGUAAAGAGGCCAUGUCGCUGCUGGGCUACAGGACAGUCCAAAAUAAUAAAGAGCAGAACAAUCUAGACAUAGAUCUGUUAGUUCCACGGGAGCCACAUCAGUUCAAGUGGUAACCAGCAGAGAAACGCCCCAAAGGUCAAAGAAAGAACCACCUGCUUCGUGGAGUAGAGCCUCCGCUCACCACAAGGUGGAUUUCUAUGGACACAAAUGCUGCAUUUCCAGUAAAUUCACGUACACGUUGUCAUUUUACAAAGUUCAACUGAGAAAGAACUCCAACUUCACAGCAAAACCAGUUUCUGCUUCUGCAGACAGAUUUGACAACUGCAGUUUCAGACAUGAUGGAUGUGAAGUUUUGUUCCAUAAGCAGCGGUCUGACCUCCCGAUCCUGCACAUUUAUAAAAUGUUUUUAUUAAACCAGUACAAAA